Messenger RNA from Paramecium pentaurelia, 2565 nucleotides. The record is from the annotation of a GenBank genome assembly. Lineage: Eukaryota; Ciliophora; Oligohymenophorea; Peniculida; Parameciidae.
AAUGAGUGCAGCAACAAAAGGGUUGAUUGAAUUUGUAAAUCCAUGUAAUUUAGAUUAUCUAUUUAGAUAAAUUGCCAAAAUUUGUAAAAUAAGUUCAUUUACAAAUGAGAGAAAUAGAAGGAAGACAACCAUUUGGAUAGGGCUUAUAUCAUUGCAAUUUUUAUGAGAAUCUAAUAAAAAGACUCACUGAAACAAGACAACAAUAUAGAUAAUCAAAAGAAAUUGAAACUAGAAAAUAAUUAGCCUAACAAGAAUAUUAAGCUUGGACUAAUUAUAUCAAAGAACGUUGUCUAGAAUUACCACAAUAACAUUAAGUAACUGGAAAAUAAUUAAAUGAAUUGAGAAGAUCAUAUGAAGUGUUUAUUGCUAAAGGAGAGAAUGGACUUAGACCAUCUGAAUUGCUCAAUGUUUUUAAUGUAUUUUUAAUAAUUUAUAUCAGGAUUACACAAGAGUUAAUUAAUUUACGAUACCACUAGAUAAUUGGUGUGUAUUAUAAAUGGUACAUUAUAGCAUGGGUUAUCCAAUGAAUAUGAAUAGAUUAUUAACAUUUGAAGAAAUAGCUACUUUAGUUUAAACAAAAGUUUUAGCUACUUAUGAAAGAUCUCUUGGUUAAGAUCUAUUAUUUAGAGAAAUUUGUUCAUAUGGUUAUUGGAACUUAUUUGAUCAAAGCAAAGGCUCUAUGAAUAUCAAGGACUUUAGUAAUUUUAUUAAGGUAUUCAUUAUAUUGAUAAUUUAUAGAUAUUUAAAUAUAAUGUUGAACCAACAUUAGGAGGAAUAUUAAAAGAGUUUGGAUUUGCAGCAAAUCUGUUUUAAGGAGAAUUUGUAAAGGAAAUUGAUCCUAAAGAAGACAUAGUGAGAUUCGAUUUCUUCAGAUAUUUAUUUUUAGAGAGAAAUUUGUGAUUAUUAUAAUAAUGAUGUAAAAUAACAAUAGAAUGAUCUGGAGGAAAAUUGAUCCAUAAGGUAAAUAGCCAGGAGAUAGGGCAGCUCAUUCCUGUGAUUUAAUUAUGGGAAAACUAUAUAUAUUUGGGGGAUGGAAUGGAAUGAACGCUCUUGCUGACAUUCAUAUUUAUGAUCUAAAUUCAAAUUAAUGGUCAGAAUUAUAAACAAAUGGAGAGUUACCAUCAUAUAGAAAUAAUCACACAACAGCGGUUUGUCAAACAAAAUUAUAUGUUCAUGGAGGUCAUAAUGGAAAUACAUGGCUAGAUGAUCUUUAUUAUUUGGAGACAAAUGGAUAACAUGGUUAGGCUAGUUGGUACAAAGUACAUCCACAAGGUUAAAUACCUACUGCUAGGGCUUGUCAUUCUUUGAAUAUUGUUUCUAAGAAACUCUACUUAUUUGGUGGUUAUGAUGGUUAAGAAUGCUUUAAUGAGAUAGAAAUAUAUGACAUUUAAGAAAAUCGAUGGAUAUAACCAACUGUGAGUGGAACAAUACCAACAGCUAGAAAUGCGCAUACAAUGACCAGGUAACUAAAUAAUUAUAGUAGAUAUAAGGAAAAUUUGUAUUUGUUUGGUGGCCAUUCUGGAGCAUAACACUUAUAGGAUUUACAUGUAUUCAAUACUUAUAAGUUGGAAUGGACUCAAGUUAUUACCAAAGGGACUUUGCCUAAAGGUUUAAGAGGACAUACAGCUAAUUUAAUUUAAAAUAAUAUUUAUGUAUUUGGUGGGUAUGAUGGUUCAGGUAGAUCAAAUGAUCUUUUCAUUUAUAAUUUCUUAACAUAAUAGUGGGUUAUUCCUAAUCAUCAUGGAACUGGAACUUAUUUAUAAAUGGAGGAAGUAGCAUUAUCUUAGAUACCCUAACCAAGAUAGAGGCAUUCAGCAACUGCAACAGGUAUUUAUAUUAUUAUUGAAAAUUUUAGAAAAUGAUCUUAUCUAUAUUUUUGGUGGAUUUGAUGGCAAUAAAUGGUUGAAUGAUCUAUAUGUAUUGGAUGUUGGUUUAUUAGAAAAUCGUACAAUAUAAGAGGAAAACUAUCAAAGAGUGAUUUCAAAUAUUCAUAAAAGUCUAUUUAAUAAUAAAGAGCUAAGUGACAUAGUAUUUGAAAUUGGUAAUUAAAAGAUAUAUGCUCAUAAAAGUAAUCAUAUAUUAAUUUAUAUAUUUUAGUUUAUUUAGCUGCUUAAUCUCUAUAAUUCAAAGCUCUCUUUUUCUCUGAUACAAAAGAAAGUGAUUAGUAGACAUUUAUUAUAGAAAAUUAUUCUUAUAAAUCCUUCUAUAUUUUUCUACUUUUUGUUUAUACAGGAUUUAUUAAUGUGGCCGAGUUGGAUAUUGAAUCAAUGGGAGAAAUUUUAAGUAAAUUUAAUAAUUAUAUUAGGUUUGGCUGAUUAAUAUUUAAUUGAUGGACUUAAAAAUCUAAUGCAGAAAAGCAUUAAGAAAUAUAUUAGUAAUGAAACUGUUUGUGAUUUAUUAAUCUUUGCAUAAAAAUGUUCUGCUCAUUCACUAAAAAAUGCAUGUAUGAAUCAUUUACUAAAGAAUAUCAAUAUUAUAUCUGAAUCUCCAAAAUAUGAAAAGCUAGAAUUAUAACCCUCCUUACUUACUGAAAUUACGAGAGCAUUACUUUAACAUAAAGAAUGA